Drosophila albomicans is the source of this 542-nucleotide messenger RNA. RefSeq lists its product as uncharacterized. The transcript has 2 exons. Gene Ontology annotation, cellular component: nucleoplasm; mitochondrion; mitochondrial ribosome. The coding region runs from base 58 to 492 and encodes 144 amino acids. Gene Ontology annotation, biological process: mitochondrial translation. Gene Ontology annotation, molecular function: RNA binding. NCBI's taxonomy places the organism in Eukaryota, Metazoa, Arthropoda, Insecta, Diptera, Drosophilidae. The record is from RefSeq and is a predicted model, not a curated record.
CGAAGCGAUAGUGCUGGGCAACGCCAACUUUGCUAACCCAGUGUUGCAAAACGCACAAUGCUCACACAUUUCGCGUUUGACGUAACAGUGAAAACAGCUGAUUGCAGCACACAUAACAAAAAUAAAAUAAUGCGUGUACCAGGAGCACUUUAUGCGGCACGUGGACGUGCACCACAGAACGAAAAUGAUGUGCCAUUCCAGGAAAUUCUGCCCUUGCGCCUGAAGAACUCUGUGAGCGGAAAAGCGGAUUCGGGCGCAGAUGUAGCGUGUUUGCAGGAGAUGGGUGUGCUCUUUGCCUGCCUGAAAGACAACGAAUUUGUUGAGCAAUAUUGCAGCAAGGAAAUUACCAAAUUCCAGCAGUGCUACAAAUUCUAUAUGGAUCGGAAAUUCGAAGCCAAGAAGACCGUUAAUCAGGGCAUUGUUCAACCCGGCAACAAUCUCAACUACAAACAGUUGAACAAAUACCUCAAACGCUAUCCCAAUCCCAAGUAACAAUAAGCUGUGUUGAGCCAUUUAUUACAAAAUAUAAUGUACAAUUAAAA